GAAGGUGCAGAUUAAUGCUGAAGCUAGGACAUUUAUGGUUACCAGACUCGUGGGGAAUAAAUAUAUCUUCGGCGCAAAAUUUUGCCUAGAAGUCUGUCCGUGCAUUUUGAAAAAUAAGGGCAGAUUUCCACGCAUAUUUUGCCGAAAAUUAGGCUUUGACCAAAUGUUAAUAUAUAACCAAUGCAAUUGUGCAGCAAUUAAGAUUCAGCACACCUAUUUUCUCAGCGAAUUUCCGUGCAAAUAUUAACUGAUUUUGUAGAUAUCCUCCGCGCAAUUAAAAACCUUUACAGUAUCAUGGUUAUGCACCUCUAGAUGGCCGCAAAUGGCACUCAUGACCUAAGUUUGAUUAGAAUUUUCUUUCUCUUUUCAUCUUAAAUAAUUUUAAGAAAUUAGGAAUUCUUCACUGUGUUGUAAAUGAGUUAAUACUUCAAGUCACUGUUUGCCAGUGAUUUAUUGUAUUGUUUUAUUAACUACUUAUGAAAUUGUUUUUUGAAUAAAUCAACAAUACAUGGUAAUAUUUUGUUUGUACUACAGAAGAAGAUCCAAAAUAAAAGUGUCCCCUUACUAGGAUGUCCAAUAGAGGUGCUGUCCCCUGAAUAGGGUUUGGCUGUGUUUUAUGUACUUUACCUUCAUUUUGUGGUCAAAAAAUGCUUCUCCUUAUAGGGGUGUCCCAAAGGAAGGGUUCUACUGUAUUGUGAAACAGCAUAAGUGAGAAGUAUGCCCUUACAUUAAAUCAAUGCAUUAAUAAAAAAAAAAUAUGAUAACAAAUUAAGAAGCUGGUUAAAAUUUGUAGAGAUUAUGGAGGCGAGAUUGGAACAAUGGAGGAUGCAGAAGACAAACAGGACAUCACAAACCAGAAGGCAACCAACUGAUAAGAAAAAGCUACCUUGCAGCAAAGAAUUGAGUAGUUUUAAAACACAACAAAAAGGUCAAAUGUCAAGAAGUGUUCCAAGUUCAAGGAGGAAACAAAGGUCAAAACAGGAGGAUAGGUCAGCACAGGGACAAAGGUCUGUACUAGCUCCACGGUCAAAACAACAGGAUGUUCAUCAAUGCAAAGAGACAAGCUCCGAUCUAACCAUGAGAGAAAAACUUGAAGCCUGGCUUGUUGAGAAAAAAAAGCAAAUGGAAUUUGAAAAAGCACAGAUUAAGAUUCGACCAUGGGACAGUAAUAAGAGGAAGCUAGCAGUGAGCCGCCUGGAUUGGCAGCCAGACACAAGCUUCAAACUAAGAGACAUUGUAACAAGCAAAUACCGGGGGUACUACGGUCAAGCAAAAGCUUGUAAAUUAACUCCUGGUCAACUCCUUUGUCCUGCUGAUACAACUCAAAGGGAAGUGAUAAAUUUAAAGGAAAAUGUCAUGACAGAAAUCAAUUCAGUUAAAAUGAGUUUGGAGGAAGAAGGACUUGAGGCGAUAAGAGUGUCUUCAGGUGAUCUCAUCAAGUGUGGAGAUUUGCAGAGUACUUUGGUAAAUGAAAACAAGACUGAGAAAAAUAGAAGGGCUCGUUUGGAAGAGUGGCUUGUCGCAAAGGGUAAGACACUGCACACGGUCAAAAGAAAUGUUCGGAGAGAAACAUUUGAUGUUAUCAGACUCAGUCCAGAACUAGAGCAAUGUGUUCAAGUGGAUGAGGAUGCCCGUUUGGAAAGAAGUGAAGUGGACGUGAAUUGCGCCCUCGAUGAAUGCCUUCACAGCUGUCUUGGUUUCAUGAACGAGGUUAAAAUUUCAUCGAUUUUUUAAAGUUUGAAUAAAAUUUUGAAAUAUCUGAUAAAAACAAGAUCUGAUAAAACCUUAAAGAUCUAAUUAAAUCAUGAAAACCUAUCUUUUAAAUUUUCAUUAAAAAAAGUAUUAAUGAUAAAUAAAAGUGAGAUUCUAAU
Messenger RNA from Anneissia japonica, 1871 nucleotides. RefSeq lists its product as uncharacterized. Bases 799 to 1734 code for a protein of 311 amino acids. The record is from RefSeq and is a predicted model, not a curated record. The transcript has 4 exons. Lineage: Eukaryota; Metazoa; Echinodermata; Crinoidea; Comatulida; Comatulidae.